CGACUGACACUGACGCACCGAGUUCAGAGUUAAAGGCGGGUUACUAUGGCGGUGUUAACCUCUUUCGGCAGGUCAUGUUUUUCGUGCCAGGGCGUUGGAGUUUGGCUCAUUCCUUGCUCGGCGAUCCGUUGCUUUGGAGCCGGAGUGCGAUCUGCCGUAUUUAGUAGACAUGCCGUGAAGGCUAGAGUGCCGUCUCCCGGAGCGAAAAGCUUUACUGAGAGCGCCUCGGGGUUGGCGGCUGGGCCCAGGGCAGAGCUGCGGGUGUGUCACUUGGAGGCGGAGUCGGCAGGAAUUGUUGUAUUUGGAAUAAACAGACCACAGUCCAAAAAUGCAAUCAGCAAAAAUCUUGUGGAAAUGAUGUCGAAAGCUAUAAAAGAAAUUAAAUGUGAUAAAAAUGUUCGAACGGUUAUACUGCGCAGUGAGGUACCAGGAAUAUUUUGUGCAGGUGCUGAUUUGAAAGAGCGAGCUAAAAUGCAGCCAAGUGAAGUUGGUCCAUUUGUUUCCAAAGCAAGAAGUUUAAUUAAUGAGCUAGGUAACCUCCCAAUGCCCACAAUUGCUGUACUUGAUGGAGCUGCCUUAGGAGGGGGCCUAGAAAUGGCUCUAGCUUGUGACAUCCGUGUGGCUGCUACCUCUGCAAAAAUGGGACUUGUUGAAACAAAGUUGGCAAUCAUUCCAGGUGCAGGUGGCACACAGCGUCUUCCUCGUAUUAUAGGAGUAUCCUUGGCAAAGGAGCUUAUUUUUUCUGGACGAGUGCUUGAUGGUACUGAAGCCAAAGUAAUUGGUCUGGUUAAUCAUGUUGUAGAACAGAAUGAAGCAGGAGAUGCAGCCUAUCGCAGGGCAUUAUCUCUUGCAAGAGAAUUCAUACCUCAGGGUCCUAUUGCAGUGAGAUUAGCAAAACUAGCCAUCAACCAAGGGAUAGAGGUUGAUUUGAAAACUGGUUUAGCAAUAGAAGAGGCCUGUUACGCUCAGGUCAUUCCAACAAAAGACAGGAUCGAAGGACUUAAUGCUUUUAAAGAAAAGCGACUGCCCCGAUACACGGGGGAAUGAUAAUAAGACAUAGAAAAAAAGGCUUCUAUGGGAUGGAACACAAAAUAUACAAGCUGAUUUAUGUUAUUUUCUCUGUGUUCAGAAAUAACUUCAGUAAAUACUGAUUAGAGCCAUAAUAUGUAUGAUUUUGAGCAUCAUAAUUUUAAGAAAAAUACAAAUUAGUUUUUCUACCUUAAACAUUUACUACAAUGUGAUUCUUUUAUAUUUAAAUCUUUUAUUUUAAAACUUGCCAAUGAUAAGAAGGUCAAUCUUGUAGCCUACAUCAACAUUCUCCACAAUUAUCCAAUAAAUGGCAUUCAGUAUUUUUGCAAAAGUACAUAUUUUACAUUUUAUUUUGUAUUCAUCCCUUAUUUUCAACAGAAUACAUUUGAAAUAAGUUUAUGUUAAAAUGCCAUGGGACAUAUUUAUUAUUUGAAGGGUGAUGAAUAAAGGAUUAAUUUCAGAAACUUGAACCCUAAUGUCACCAUAAUGCCAUUGUUUCAGCUUUGUGGAAAUGUGUUGAGUAAUGUUUGACUCCAUUGAUUUAAGCAUUUCAAUCCACUCUGCUUAAACUGGAAUGGACUUGAAAUUCUGAAUAUGUAAUGCAAAAUUCUUCUCAAAUUAAAGAAAAAUGAGGGCAGAACUUUAUCACUUAUUAGCAUUGCCCUUGAAAAAGAACGUUAAUGGUAAUUUGGUGUAGCAUUAAAUAAAGACAGGAACUUAUUUGACAACGUAUUAUCAUUCGCAUAUCAAUAUUUUAUGUUUCUCUAUUACUACUGCUGUUGACAGGUUAGUAAAAAAGCCACCGAGAGUUAAUAGAAGGGUACAAAACUGGACAUUUUGUUAAUGCAAGAUUGUAAACCUGCCACCCAAAAGGGCAUUUGGAAGUCUGCUAUCUUUGUAACUCAGAAAGCUAUGCUGCACUAAAAAGUGAACUAAAGGCUUUUUAUAAUGCUUAA
This is a messenger RNA of Rhincodon typus (whale shark), 1985 nucleotides long. It is a transcript of the gene auh, whose product is annotated as AU RNA binding protein/enoyl-CoA hydratase. Gene Ontology annotation, biological process: fatty acid beta-oxidation. Gene Ontology annotation, cellular component: mitochondrion. The record is from RefSeq and is a predicted model, not a curated record. NCBI's taxonomy places the organism in Eukaryota, Metazoa, Chordata, Chondrichthyes, Orectolobiformes, Rhincodontidae. The coding region runs from base 46 to 1047 and encodes 333 amino acids. The transcript has 10 exons. Gene Ontology annotation, molecular function: enoyl-CoA hydratase activity.